AUAGUGAGAGAGGAGGCAGAUCACUUGCUAUCUGAGUGUGUCCAUGAGCAGCCGGAGAACUUGUACUGAGAAGUCCCACAGUAAAAGAGGAACAGCCACCCAAGGAAGGACAUUUCUGCUUCUGUGAGGUAUAUGGAACACGGGACCACAGAAAAGGGAAGGCGGGCCGUCCAGGAGGGAGAGUAAUUCACAGGGGCUGAUAAGCAGGGUCCAGUUUGUCUCUCUUUCUCUCUUCAUCACUCUACAUCAGCUCGCAUUCAACAUGGAGCCCAAUAGCCCCAAGAAAAUUCAGUUUGCCGUUCCACUCUUUCAGAGCCAGUUGGAUCCCCAAGCGGCUGAGCACAUUCGCAAGCGCAGACCGACUCCAGCAACACUGGUCAUCUACAGUGAGCCCAGUGCAUCAGGCGAUGACAAGCAGACUACAGGCAGUCAAACGGAGGCCCAGCUGUCUCCCGCCCAGAGGAAACAGAGCGUCUACACACCACCUACAAUGAGAGGUAAAGAGCACAGCGAUAGCCAGCAGGAGGAGAGAGAGAGCCAUCAUCCUCACAAACUCUCUCAAAAACACCUGGACACACUGUCAGAGGAACCUGGGGAUCUGUUGCCACGACGCAAAGACACACCCUACCAGCACCAGCCACCUUUCAUUCCUGGGGUGAAGGUGCUGAAUAACCAAACAGAUUCUUCUUCGCCUUUCCAGGAGGAUGUGGAGAACAGCGGAGAACAUAAAGACCAUCAGAAAGAGUAACAGAGUUACACGAUGAAGUGAAAUAAUUCAUAUUAUUGUUUGGAAGCUAUUUUCGUUAUACCUUGUUUCCAUUUUUAUUUUUUUUAAGUAAAUGUUUCUUUUAGUGUUGAAAUUGUUUGCAGGAGAAAUGUAUUCUUCUGUGUACAGAUUUUGACAGAAUUUACAGUCAUUUCACUCCAAAACAAUGGGGCCUAAAAGUCAGAGACCCCAUUGGAAAUCAGGGAGCUUCUUUUUUUUCUUAAAUAUUGAAAGAAAUGUAAUUUUUUGGGAUAUAAAAAUGUUAAACAAAGAAAAGGACGUAAAACAAAGAAGAAAUAUUUAAGAUUCUGCACAAAUUUUAGGUCACGUAUCAAAAUACACUUCUGACAUUGGCCACAAGACAUCAGCCAUUUGGACCCAACUGUUUAUAUUCUCUUGUGUUGUUUUUUUUCUCUUCAUAAUAUUAACCUUCAUGAUGUUAUAUUUUAUUAUGGCCUGUUGGCUCUUUAAAGUUUUCUAUGAAAUUCAUAAUUAGUUAUUAUAUGAAAAUGUUACAUCACAAAACUGAUGCUCCGCCAAUAUUUUAGCAAUACAUGGAGAGGAUUGCAAAUCACAUCCUUCCACUUUAUUUUUGAUCACCUCAUGUGGAAAGAGCUUGACGUUUUGUUGAAACUUUCUCUGACAAAAGGAAUAUUUUUGUAGGUAUGGCUGUUUUGUAUGCAGAUGUGAUUUUGAACAUGACAGUUGUAUAGCUCACCGACUCUCUGAAUUUCUGAAAUGUGGGCAUCAUACACAGGGACGGAUUACAGACCGGGCCAAUGGUGACAGUGCUAGGGGGUGCCCUGGUCUUUAAGACUGCGUGAUCUAGUUUGGUGAUUCCCUCCGCUUGAUAACCCUUUUGGGCAUGAACAAUGAACCAACCCCCCCCCCCACAACAAAUUUUGGGUGGAGGGGGGCCCUUGGAAAUAAUUGUCCCCAGGGCAUUUGCAAGUCAUAAUCCGUCCCUGAUCAUACAUAGACUUAAAGCUUUAUACAUACUCACAUGACCAUGGAUUAUUUUAGAUCUUCUGUUAUCUACACAAAAUAUUAGAAUCAUCAGCAUGUAUCAAUGUCUCAUAAUACCAAGUUAUCAGCAGGAGAAAGUUUGUGGUUUGUGUAAAUAAGUUUGAACAGCUAAGAGCUCUUUAUGCCGCUAUUUUAAUGAGGUCACCAACAAAUUUCAAAGAAAAAUUAUAGGGGACUGUUUUUUCCACCCCAAUCAUUAACAAUAUUUCUCUUAUCUGCCAUCCAAUUUUUGGAGUCGAUUACAAAAUGAAAUUUAUUUGCAUGUAGGGCUUGGUAUUGAUACAGAUUUCUUGAUUCGAUUAGAUUCAGAUUUUGAUUCAAUAUCAAUUGAUAUGGGUAUAUAUAUAUAUAUUUAUUAAUUAUAAUUACAAUGUAUAAUUUUCUCCCCAAUUUGGAAUGCCCAAUUCACAAUACACAUCUCAAUCUCAGUUGCCUCUGCGUGUGGCAACUAUCACCGCGGAGACCCACACUAUUCUCCGUGGCAUCCACACACAAUUCACCACGUGCCACACCGAGAGCGAGAACCACAUUACAUCAACUACGAGGAGGUUACCGCAUGUGACUCUACUCUCCCUAGCAUCCGGGCCAAAUUGGUUACUUAGGAUGCCUGGCUGGAUUCGAACACAUGACUCCAGGGGUAAUAGUCAGAGGCAAUACUCACUGAGCUACCCAGGCCCUGAUAAGGGUAUAUUUAAGUUAUAGUGUCAAUUUUGCUUCCAUAUGAAAGUAAUUCUCUCCCAGAUACUGCUGUUAAUUAUACAGGGGACAUUUUAACUAGGUACAUUAUGAAAAUAUUAAUUUUACAAAUUAUAUUUGAUUUGUUUUUCAGUAUUUUGGUCACAAUUAAGCUUUUUAAAAAUGCAAAAAUCUCAAAUCCAGGGCGUGCUGAGUGAUUCCAGUCAGGCUUCCUAAGCAACCAAUUGGGCCAGUUGCUAAGGUGGGUAGAGUCACGUAGGGUUAACCUCCUUGUGGUUGCUAUAAUGUGGUUCUCGCUCUCAGUGGGGCAUUUACUAGUUGUUAAUGUAAAACAUUUUUGGAUGGAUAUGACAAAAACUUUAAAAUAGGAUAUUUUUCACCCCAAAAUAAAAAUAAAAUAUACAUACUACAGCUCUGGAAAAAAGAAAACAGAAGAAACCCAGUUUUCUUCCAGGAUAACCUUCACAAAGACAAAUCUGCCAGAUUCCAGCCUUGCUGAAUUAUCCCAUAAUCAUCACUGAUUCUACACUUGGUCGUCUAAUGGUUACAUGGAGGCCACAGUGUCUCAUACCCACUGUGAAAUUUGGUGGAAGAUCGGAGAUGAUCCGGGGGUGCUUCAGCAAGGCUGGAAUUGGGCAGAUUCGACUUUGUGAAGGACACAUGAAUCAAGCCAUGUACAAGGUUAUCCUGGAAAAAAGUUGCGUCAUUCUGCUCCGGCCAUGUUCCCCAACUUUGAAGAUUGUUUUUUCCUGCAGGACAAUGCUCAAUCAAGGUGUGGAUGGAGGACCACCACAUCAAGACCCUGUCAUGGCCCUGUCUUUGCUUUAUUUGAGGUCUGAAAACACUGCAUCUUUUUUGUUAUUUUGACCAGUUGUCAUUUUCUGCAAAUAAAUGCUCUAAAUGACAAUAUUUGUAUUUGGAGAAAUGUUUUAAGUACUUUAUAGAAUAAAGCAAAAAUUUUCAUUUUACUCAAACACAUACCUAUAAAUAGUAAAUCAAGAUAAAUUUUGCAGUGGUCUCUUAUUUUUCCCCUCCCAGAGCUGUAUAUAAAUAUAUAAAAACCUAAUUCUUGUUGUACUGCAAAAGUUAUUUAUGCUGAUUUUAAUAAAAUAUAUGUGUUCUGAGAGGAUUAUUUUCAUUACUGUAUUACAGUAAUGAUAAUUUAAGGGAGUUGCUUUAUAUAAAAUAAUGUUACAAUGUCACUUCUUUAUUUUAUGCAAAA
Messenger RNA from Xyrauchen texanus (razorback sucker), 3710 nucleotides. Its product is annotated as protein phosphatase 1 regulatory subunit 1C-like. Gene Ontology annotation, molecular function: protein phosphatase inhibitor activity. Gene Ontology annotation, biological process: intracellular signal transduction. Lineage: Eukaryota; Metazoa; Chordata; Actinopteri; Cypriniformes; Catostomidae. Bases 263 to 748 code for a protein of 161 amino acids. Gene Ontology annotation, cellular component: cytoplasm. The transcript has 7 exons. The record is from RefSeq and is a predicted model, not a curated record.